CUUUAUAUGAUACUCAACCUCAUUAUAAAAUAGAAGUAUCAAAAACUAGAUUUAGAUUUGAUGAUGAAGCAGAAUUUGCCCUAAUACCUAAUGCUGGUGUUGGAAUAUCUUAUUUAGACAAAGUAGCAAAUAUUAUCAAUACGAAGCUAAUUUAUUAUGAAACUUUUGAAAACUAUGAAGAAGAAGUUUUCAUGAUGGCUAUUGAUAAUGAAUCUCCUGCAAACUCUCUAACUCUAAUGAACCCUAAUCAUUACCAAGACAUGAUAACAACGCUUGAACUAAUCUUAUAUAAAAAUUAUA
Molecule: messenger RNA, 300 nt
Organism: Scutellospora calospora
Lineage: Eukaryota; Fungi; Glomeromycota; Glomeromycetes; Diversisporales; Gigasporaceae
Source: the annotation of a GenBank genome assembly